AUGAAGGAAAAUCAAGUGGCGCUGUACUCUUUGCGAUCAUUCGGGAACGGAAGCACGUGCUGGAACCCUGUUACCGACCCGACAACGCAGUUAUUCGAGCCGUAUCCCAACCAGCUCUUCGACAGGACCCUGAGAGUUGUCUCCCUUGGCCUUUAUCCGGUCCGCAAGGAGCCGGAAGGGGAAGACGACUGGAGGUGGAGUGGCUUCGUCUUCGAUGUCCUCAACUGCCUCGCAGAUUCUCUGCACUUCAGAUACCAGAGCAGAGAUCCUGAACACCACUACUACUUCGCACAGCUCCCCAACGGUUCUUACGUGGGCGUCAUUGGUGACGUGGCUCGCAAGGUGGCGGACGUCGCGGUGGGUGACCUGUCUAGGACGACGGCGCGCGAUGCCCUUGUGGACUUCACCACGUUGAUCCUCGACGACGCUGUCACAUUCGUAUAUUAUCGUGGAACAAGCGAGCCUGGGCUUUGGACUGUGCUCAAGCCAUUCCCCUUAUCGGUGUGGGCCCUUACCUUCAGCGCUAUGCUGCUGCUGGUUACGCUGCUCUACACCUACAACGUUGCCCGUGCCGCUCUCAGGACGUUGGAUGACACGACGACCUGCAGCCGCAGAGUGCUUUCUGUCGCGAAGUCUGUACUGCACUCGUAUCUCACACAAGACAAGCCUCAUGAGGAAGGACCAAGGCCCCUGCUAGGCUGCUGGUAUGUGGUGUUCCUCGUGCUCACCACAGUAUACUGCGGUCGUCUGACAGCCUUCUACGUGACCACCCUGGAGGAACCCUGUGUCCUCUCUUACAGAGCUGGUGGCACGUCGGCCACAUGCCAUCGUUCUUGUCAAAAACGGAUCACUACCCUACGAAGUGCUGAAGCAGCGAACGUACGAUUUCCUGUGGAGGCGGCACCUUGUGCGGGUGGUCAGCGCCCGUACGCCCGUUGACGACCUGUUGCGCAUGGUGGCGCAGCAACGGGCCGCCGGCUGGAUGGCCGAAGCAGCGUUUGGCGGAGCGCGCAUUCGGGAGGCGCGCCUGCGCGGACUCUCCGUGGCGGGCUCCUCGAUGGCCGUCUC
Messenger RNA from Dermacentor silvarum, 1068 nucleotides. Its product is annotated as glutamate receptor ionotropic, delta-2-like. Bases 1 to 939 code for a protein of 312 amino acids. The transcript has 8 exons. The record is from RefSeq and is a predicted model, not a curated record. Gene Ontology annotation, cellular component: membrane. NCBI's taxonomy places the organism in Eukaryota, Metazoa, Arthropoda, Arachnida, Ixodida, Ixodidae. Gene Ontology annotation, molecular function: glutamate-gated receptor activity.